Molecule: messenger RNA, 1524 nt
Organism: Labeo rohita (rohu)
Lineage: Eukaryota; Metazoa; Chordata; Actinopteri; Cypriniformes; Cyprinidae
Product: gastrula zinc finger protein XlCGF8.2DB
Exons: 3
Coding region: 95-1192 (365 amino acids)
Source: RefSeq, a predicted model, not a curated record
CUUUUAUUUUGUUCUGAUCAUAUGAUGUCAUAAGACUGUGCCACGGGUGAAGAAAAAAGUAAAACUGGUGAAGCACGUGACACUAUUAUUAAGGAUGGCUUUUAUUAAAGAAGAGAGUGAAGAUGUGAAGAUUGAAGAAACAUUCAGAGUCAAACAAGAAGAUAAUGAGGGGCAAACAGACCUGAUGCCACUGAAAGAGGAGAGUCAAAAACUCACUGAUAUGGAAGAAAAAUAUGAGAAACCUCAUCAUUUCAUGACUGGAGAAAAAUGUUUAACUGACUCAAAGAUCGAAAAGACGUUCCCACAAAACAAUGGAGCUAGAAACAUUAAAGCCCACUUGAAAGUUCAAACUGGAAAGGGCCCUUUCACUUGCCAACAGUGUGGAAGAAGUUUCAGUCACAAAAGAAGCCUUAACAGACACAUGAACAUUCACACCGGAGUGAAGCUUUUCCCCUGCCAACAGUGUGGAAAGACUUUCUUUGACAGAAGAAACCUUGAUGGCCACAUGAAUGUUCACACUGGAGAGAGACCUUUCACCUGCUCUCAGUGCGCAAAGAGUUUUACGCAGAAAAAACACCUUAAUGCCCACGAGAGGCUUCACACUGGACGGGGCCUGUACACCUGCAAACAGUGUGGGAAGAAUUUUUCACAAAAAGGAAAUCUUAAGACUCACAUGAGAGUUCACACAAGAGAAAAGCAGUUCACAUGCGAUCAGUGUGGAAAGAGUUUUGCACACAAAAAAGACCUUAAUGUCCACAUACAGCAUCAUACAAGAGAGAUUUCUUACAGAUUUAAAGAAAACCUUAACCAUGACAUUAGGAUUCACACGAGAGAGGGGUUUCUGUGUCAUCAGUGUGGAAGGAGUUUCAGUGACAGUAAAUGCCUUAAGAAUCAUGUAAUGACUCACGCUGGAGAGAAGCCCUUCAUGUGCCAUCACUGUGGAAAGACUUGUGUAAGCAGAACAAACCUUGACAUUCACAUUAGAGUUCACACUAGAGAGAAGCCGUUCACCUGCCCUCAGUGUGGAAAGAGUUUCCCGUACAAAGGAAACUUUAAGAUUCACAUAAGAAUUCACACUGGAGAGAAGCCUUACAAGUGUCUUCAGUGUGAAAAGAGUUUCAUGUAUCACUCAGGCCUGAGACGUCAUUUACAGUCUCAUUCUGGAGAGAAAUUGCAGUGUUCCUCAGUGUGACUACGGGUUUUAGAAACUGAGCCAGAUGCAUUCAUUCUGAAGGAUGUUGGUUCAGUUGUGAUUAGUGUAAUACUGUUAUUAGUUCUUUGCCAUCACAUUUAACAGACACAUAUGAAAAGACUUAAACGUGAACCCCUUUUUGUUUGUGUUCCCUGUGAAACAGCAAAGCAACAGAAAAUGCAUAUCUGUGUGAAAUUAAGGCUCUGUUCACACCACAGCUAAAUGUGGGCUACAUCUGAUUGUCCACUUCUUUUAUUUGCAUACUUCACUUCUUUAUAUUUGUCCACUUCAUACUUUCACACUUAAAAGAUUUGUUAUUACAAAUAAAAGGA